This is a messenger RNA of Sparassis crispa, 2061 nucleotides long. RefSeq lists its product as hypothetical. The transcript is spliced from 10 exons. Lineage: Eukaryota; Fungi; Basidiomycota; Agaricomycetes; Polyporales; Sparassidaceae. The record is from RefSeq and is a predicted model, not a curated record. Bases 1 to 2061 code for a protein of 686 amino acids.
AUGGUACUCGUUUACUUACCUUGUCUGGAGACGUCAGCAACUGACGAGUAUGUGCUUGAAGUGCAACGGCCCGAGUUCAAUUUUGCAAAUGCUGGGAGUACCGAGAUGCCAGCGACUGACGAGUAUGUGCUUGAAGUGCAACGGCCCGAGUUCAAUCCUGCAAAUGCUGGGAGUACCGAGAUGCCAGCGACUGACGAGUAUGUGCUUGAAGUGCAACGGCCCGAGUUCAAUCCUGCAAAUGCUGGGAGUACCGAGAUGCCAGCGACUGACGAGUAUGUGCUUGAAGUGCAACGGCCCGAGUUCAAUCCUGCAAAUGCUGGGAGUACCGAGAUGCCAGCGACUGACGAGUAUGUGCUUGAAGUGCAACGGCCCGAGUUCAAUCCUGCAAAUGCUGGGAGUACCGAGAUGCCAGCGACUGACGAGUAUGUGCUUGAAGUGCAACGGCCCGAGUUCAAUCCUGCAAGUGCUGGGAGUACUGGUCAGCAAAUAUACCAUACAUCGGGUGCAGCAAUACACGCGUACCCUCAACCGUCAUACCCCCAUGCAUUCGCACCACAGGAGCAUGAUCCCCAUUCACUUAGCAUGAUCCAAGGUUUCCGUGGAGUGGUGAACUUUACUCACCCAAUACCAGGCCCUACAAGUAACCCUGGUGCGGCACCGUCGACUUUUCAGCCAUUCGCGAAUGCAGCAGCAGUGUAUGGAACCACACCUGAUGCAUCGCCAGUAAUCUCUCGCCAGCAGACACCGGCGCGCUCGCCCACCGUCCCUUACAGACAACCUCCUGGUGUUAACCCAAUGAUUCCCCCUUCCAAUCCUGUAGCCUCGCCAUUCACCCGAUCAUCCAGUGUUAGCGCGAGCACACUGCUGUUGAGCCUAUCGAGGUCAGCUUCGAUCAGUAGCAGCACACCAGAAGUGCAGACGCUCGCACCCACGUACGAUCAUUCUACUAUUGCAUCGUUUCCGCACUCCUCCAUUCAACAGGCACAGCUCUAUGAUGCCCCAGAAUCUGAAUUUGCUGCCAUGAUUCAGAGCAUGCAGCACGAGCAGCAGAAUCUAUCGACGCACCUGAAACUUAUGUACACUGAGUUUCAUGGCAUGGCGACGCGUGUAAACACCCUCGAAAAGGAUUAUGCUGACCAUCUGGCAAGUUGCAUGGCCAUUCAAGAAGCGGCGAGCAAGGAAAAGGCGAAGGGGAGUUCGGUGCCCAUGUUGGCGAAUGAUCAUCCCCAGAUGAAGAGUUUGAUCCACAUGAUGGUGUGGUCACUUCUCGCGAUAACCGAGAAGAACUUUGACAGUCUCGGGCGACACAAGCCACUGGAUAAUGGCCGGGACUAUGUAGAGCAAGAAGAUCACACGAAAAUAUGGCAUCCGCAGUGGCUAGCGCACAUGGACAAUGCAACAAACAAGCGCUUCAUCAAGGCUGUCACCACUCAAGUGUAUGACAAUGAAAAGUGCAUCCGUGAUGCCGGUGAUUCUGGAAACAUGCCGACUGCAUCGUUUGACUUGGAGAAGAUGAAGUCGCUCGUGCAGGAUUACCUCGCGAACCUGGCCGUCCGAUACAAGGAGCAGCAGACAUUGGAAGGGUGUACUAAUCGAGACAAGAGAAAUGUAUCAGGGCAGCAUCGGAGCAAGAGGUCGACGAAAACGAAAAAUUGUAGACACAUGGCUCAUGUGUUCGAGAAAAUGCACAACGUUACCGGCGCGUUGACUCUUCUGAAUACAGACUUUGCUUCGAGUGUGCACGAGAUUGACGAUGCCAAGGCCAGUGACGAUACUAAGAAGAGGCGGAAGGACCAGGGAUGCGCGACCAAUGGUAGUGCAGUCAUAUCUCAUCAGUGGCGUCGCAAACGAUAUGUGAUGUACCUGCGAUACCUCGACCACCUUCUACAACUUGAAGCGGAAUGCAAGCUGCUCACACAUCCAACUGUAGCGGCUAUGAGAAUGGCGGAUGAUGCAGUCGCAUCAACCACACUGGCUGUGGUAGAUAUUACUGGGAGUGGAACAAGUGCGGUCGGUGCUGAGGAAUCCACUUCAGUGACUGGAGCACAUAAGCGUAAGUGA